AUGGAAGAGCAAAUCGAACGCACAGACUUCAACUCACAUACUCGCACCUUUACGGGCUGUAACACGUGUCGCAAUCGGCACGUCAAGUGUGAUGAAGGGCGCCCAACAUGUUCCAUGUGCGCAUCUUUUGGUGUUAUCUGUGCUGGUUACGGAAAGAAAAUCUUUUUUGACCCAAAGAAAUCGGACGCGAAGGUCCGGUUUCGAAGGCCCCUGCUCACUGAGGAAGAACGCGAACUUAUGAGUCAGUGGCUAGUCUCCAGUGCUCCGCCCAAGUCUACAUUUCAACUGCUAUCCCGGAUCGAUCAGGAGUGCGAGAACUCGGUUCCGUCGGGUUUCCAGCUAUCUCUCGGGCCGUUUGGCGUUUUCAAAGUGCAACAAGGCCAUGCAACGCCCGAAGAACCCGAGUCGCUGCCUCCAAUCGAGGACAUGGGGGAUCCUGAUACAUGUAGUCCAGAGCAGGACGAGCUUCCUAUGCUGAGCCCAUUCCCGGUCAAUAUCCAAUGCUCACAACUAUCACCAUCGUUUAUGCAAUCCUUGCUAAGGCCACCCGAGCCACAGCCGAGCUCAAGCUCUCCAGAUCUAUUGGAUUACUUGAUGGAGCAAGGCCACCUCGACGAGACAUCUUUAGUACAGCCGCAAAGAUACUCCACCACUCAUCUGAUAUCCGAGCCCUACUACCACUCACAUAGGUCCCUCAAUUUCCUAGCCCCCAGCUCAGACACGUCCUGUUCAGUUCCACAAGACGCUGUCGUCUUGAUCAAACACUACUCUUCAACCGUUAUCAGUCUCAUGACGCCAGUUCGGCAUAAGAAGACCCCUUGGCACAUACUCUUCAUCCCUCAUAACAAAGACUGUCUAGCAGCUCUCGCCUUGGGUGAGGAUAUGAGCAAUGCAAGCCUUUGCAAUUUCUACGGAACUUUGGCCAUCAGCGCCUUCAGUCUCGGCGGCGUUUCUCGAUCUGAAACAUGGCUCGAGCGAGGACAAAUUUACCUCCAGAAAGCACAGGAUCACGCCAGAAUGAUGCUCCUGACUGCCUAUGACAUCCCUAAACCAGCCAAAUACAAAUCCAUAUUGAUGGCAAUUCUCACCAUGGUGCAAGUAUCCACCUUCUCCGGUAAUCGACACCAGGCGGAAGCGUACUUCCUAGAAGCAGAAAAAUUCAUUCGCUUGAAAGGGCUUAGGCGCAGAAAAUCGCGAAAGGUACGCCUUUUACAUCACUGCUACGUUUUCGAGCGGAUGUUUCACGAAAGCAUCUUCGUCUGCGCUGCGAAUUCCAAUCACCGGCAACAUGUUCGCCGAGCGAUUGAAUCGAGUGGACUUGCGCCUGCGAGCGUGGAUGGGCUCUCCUUUCGUCUUUACAGAUGGAAGAAUCUGCAUAAGGAGAUGCUUCGCGUACGCGAUCGGGAGGAAGGGGAGAAUGAUUUGCACCUUGAGCGCCCAGGGCUCUUCUCAGCCACGCUGUACCCCGAAAUCUUCGGCAUUCCCGAAGCCUGGCUGCUUCUUCUUUCUUGUGUGAUUCGCCUCGGGACAGAGAAAGAUUCCGCCGAAGAACAAUCCAACCCAAACAGCCUCAACCUGAAGGAUUUUUUUAACCGUGCAAAGGCCCUGGAAGACCACAUUAAUCAACUUCAACGUCCAAAUCAAGCGACCUUUACCUUGUCAUCCCAACACUCCACCAUUGACCAACACAUUUUAGAGAACAUGCUCGAGGCAAUGCGUCUCGCUCUUGCCAUUUACUUUUACCGUCGAAUAUACGACAUCAACGCAUCCAUGUUGCAAGAAAAGGUAACCGGAGUGCGUGACUGCCUCCUGCAAUGCGAGUAUACCGAUUCAAGCGUAGUCCACGGCUCUGCGGGCUUUAUCUGGCCAGCUUUUAUCGCAGCCUGCGAGGCUGAUGAUCCGGACGUGCAAGAAACCUUCGCGACGUGGUUUGAGAUUUCUGCGCGGCGUAGCGGGUUAUCCGGGUUCACGAAAACCUUGAGCUCGAUCCGCAAAAUCUGGCAAGAGAAGCGUGGUCAAGGGUCUAGUAUGACUUGGUUGGAUUUGAUGAGGAAAGUGUUGCCAGUGCAGGAACAUAGGGAUUGGGAAGGUUCUUUUGGAGCGUAG
Molecule: messenger RNA, 2106 nt
Organism: Penicillium brasilianum
Lineage: Eukaryota; Fungi; Ascomycota; Eurotiomycetes; Eurotiales; Aspergillaceae
Source: the annotation of a GenBank genome assembly